GCCUCUGUGAGUCCUGCCCCUUCAAGGCCUUGAUUGACACCCGGUGGGCGGGAGCAAGCGGCGGAGUUUGUUGGGGGAAUAUGGCGGCUGCUCGGGGGUUGACCCUGGCAGCAGCGGGGCUGAGAGCGGUCACUCCCUGGGCCAGGGGCAGGCUCCCCGCGGCCUCCGCCAGACCCCUGGCGCGUUGGGAAACGUCCUCCAGCCCGGAGGUCGGCGAAGGGCAGAUCCACCUAACAGAAAGCUGCGUCCAGAGGCUUCUGGAAAUUACCGAGGGGUCAGAAUUCCUCAGGCUGGAAGUGGAGGGAGGUGGAUGCUCCGGAUUCCAGUACAAGUUCUCACUGGAUACAGUUAUCAACCCCGAUGACAGAGUAUUUGAACAGGGUGGGGCGAGGGUGGUGGUUGACUCUGAUAGCUUGGCCUUCGUGAAAGGGGCCCAGGUGGACUUCAGCCAAGAACUUAUCCGAAGCUCAUUUCAAGUGUUGAAAAACCCUCAAGCACAGCAAGGCUGCUCCUGUGGAUCUUCCUUUUCUGUCAAGCUUUGAUGUAAUGACGGACGACCCAGAAGUUGCCACCAGUUGUACCACUGUGAAGAAUCUGGAAUAAGUAGAACUUUAGAGGUCUCCUAAUCGUGUGCCUCUCGGUUUCAUUUUCUCAUCCAGAAAUGUUGUGUUUCACCACUAUUAUUUUCAGAAUAUGUAGUUUUUAUUUUUUGACUUUAAUAACAUCCCCCCCCAUUCUAAGGCCUUUAGACAAUAAGAUUUAAUAGCUGUUUGAGGCCCAAUUUGAAGCCUCCAAGGUCCUGAAAGUUGGAGUUAUUUCUCUAGCUUUCAAAGCUGCUUGUACAAAUGUGUGUAGCUAGCUAUGCAUAAACACUUCAAUACAGAGAAUAUUCCUAAGGACCAACUGGUGGUGUACCUGGUUGAGCACACAUGUUACAAUGUGCAAGGACUCAGGUUCAAGCCCCCAGUCCCCCACCUGCUGGGGGAAAGCUUCACAAGUGAUGAAGCAGGGCUGCAGGUGUCUCUGUCUCUCUUUUUUCCUUUCAACUUCUCUCUGAUCAUCCAAUAAAUAAAUAUAAACAAUUUUAAAAAGAUAUACUUAAAAAAAAAUUCUAAUCUACUUGUGUUUGGCUCAGGGUCAGAGAUUAGGCAGCUUUAACUCUUGUUACUUGGACAGAAAAGAGGUGAGACAGGCAAACUGAAUGUUCUCUUUUUCAUCUCACUCUUUCUGAAUACCCUAGUUGACAUUUAUUUUACUAGAGCACUGCUCAGCUCUGGUUUAUGGUGGGGAUUGAGCCUGGGAGGUCCAAGCCUCAGGCAUGAAAUUCAUUAGCAUAAUCAUAUUAUCUUCCCGAGCCCAACUUAUCUUUUUUUUUUUUUUUUUUUAAGUUAUUUUUAAUGAAGGAGAGAAGAGUUAGGGGAGAAAGAGAGACAGACAGAGAGAAAGAGAGAGAGCCAGCCAGCCAGAGAAGAAAAAGAGAAAGCAGAGCAGUGCUUAGCUCUGGUUUAUUGUGGUGUUAGAGAUUGAACCUAGAACUUCAGUCUCAAGAAUGAGUGUUUGAUAGCCAUUAUGUUGUAUCCCCAAUUCUUCUUCUUUUUUAUGAGCUCAGCCUUCACUAACCAUUUGUUAAGACAGAUUUAUUUUCCAUUCAAUCACAAAUUUGCUGGGUUGUCAGAAAAGUCACCAUGCAUUUUUUGCAUAGAAGAACAAAAAAAAAGUAAGUCAUGACUUUUUCCAGCAACUCAACAGAUUCACAAAACCAAGAGCCCAUCACCUAAAAAUCUUGGACCAAAACUUUAUAAAUGUCUGAAUUAUUCAAUAAUAGCCACUGGGCAGGGGAGAUAGCAUAAUAGUUAUGCAAAAAGGCUUUUGUUCCUGGGGCUCUUAAGUCCCAGGCUCAGUCCUACCAUAAACCAGAACUGUGCAGUGCUCUGAUAAAAAAGGAAAUUAGGGGGUCUGGUGGUAGCGCAGCAGAUUAAGCACACAUGGCACAAAGUGCAAGGACAGGUGCCAAGGAUCCUGGUUCGAGACCCUGGCUCCCCAACUGCAGGAGGUACGCUUCACAGGCGGUUAAGCAGGUCUGCAGGUGUCUAUCUUUCUCUCCCUCUCUCUGUCUCCCCAUCCCUUUCCAUUUCUCUCUGUCCUAGCCAACAACAUCAUCAAUGGCAAUAACAACAAGGACAACAAAAUGGGAAAAACAAAAUGGCCUCCAGGUGCAGGCACUGAGCCCCAGCAAUAACCCUGGAGGCAAAAAAAAGAGAGAGAAAUAGCCACCAUGCUCAUGUAAACAAUGUAAGAUUCUGCAGUCACUUAGUGACUGAAUCUUUUAAGGUUAUGUUGCCUCAGCUGGGCGGUGACACACCCAGUUGAGUGCACCUAUUACCUGGUGGCAAUUAAAGGAAAAAGAAAAAAGCUCUUGCUUCCCCUACCAUAUUGUGUAAAACGUUUCUAGUCUCUUUACCAGGAGAGGGCUAAACAGGAGGAGUGUACACCUUAUGAAAUGGAACAGAGAGCAAUGCAGAGGAGGGGGCAUUAUCUUUAUCGAUAAAAAUAUGCCCAGGAAACGACCACCAUGCUGCAAACUGCAUCAUCCCAUGGACUCUGCGUUGAAGAAAGAUUGUCGUGGGGUCAUCUGGACUCUGACCUGAGUGACUCCUGCCAGUGGGCCUCUGAGAAGAGCAGAGUGAAUGUCAGCCUGUCUUUCCAAGUGCACGUGUGGUUUUCCAGUGUUGAGCACUCCAGGGAUAACUGGGUCUGGGGGUUGUCAGUCUGCAACAGGGACACUCGACCACUGCAGAGCUGACUAGCUCACUGGGCAGGAAUGAGGUCUCUUAAGUUAUGUUGUUGACUUUAUUGUAGUGUGAGGGAGAUAAAGAUAACAGCACUGCUCAACUCUGGCUUGUGGUGGUGGUACUGGACAUAGAGCCUGGGAGUUUGGAGCCUCAGGCAAGAAGUUUUGCAUAACCAUUAUGCUAUCUGCUGCUCUAAGCAUUUUAUUUAUACACACACACACACACACACACACACACACACACACUUGGAUUGCUUUCCUUUUUUCCUCUCCCUCUUGAAUAUCUGAAAGAUAGCUAGGGGUGGAAGAGGCUUGUUACAAUUCAAGUGAUAGUUGACAGGAAAAAUAUUACAGUUCAAGUGAAAAAGAAUUUACAGCAAUUAAACAGAGGGGCUGUGGUCCUAGGCCUUGUUCUUUUCCCAAAAUAAAAGUCUUACAUAACCACUAA
Molecule: messenger RNA, 3239 nt
Organism: Erinaceus europaeus (western European hedgehog)
Lineage: Eukaryota; Metazoa; Chordata; Mammalia; Eulipotyphla; Erinaceidae
Gene: ISCA2
Product: iron-sulfur cluster assembly 2
Exons: 4
Coding region: 81-542 (153 amino acids)
Biological process (GO): iron-sulfur cluster assembly
Cellular component (GO): mitochondrion
Molecular function (GO): 2 iron, 2 sulfur cluster binding; iron ion binding; 4 iron, 4 sulfur cluster binding
Source: RefSeq, a predicted model, not a curated record